GUGACGUCAUCUGGAAUUUAAAAUUUCAAAAACCGGUCAUUCCAGCACGUCGGGGGUGUUUACGAAUCGAGGUGCAGGGAAUUAUGAAGGCUUUUGGUGAUGCUUUGACGCAAAUGGUGAAGACCUUCAGACAAGAGUGUCCUCGGCUGAAGCAGUCUGAGAGGACCACAGUUCACGGCGCUGACGCCAUGCUGAUGGUGCUGCAGCUGGCCAUGGCUGACGUCAGCAAACAGCAAAGUGGAGAGUUCAAGGUGGCUCUCAGCGACGUCCUGAUGGUGUGGAAACACUUACUGCUGCACAAACUUCACCUGCAGUCCCCCGGGGCCGCCCGCUUGGAGAACUAUGAUCUCAUCCUGGAGGCCUACGAAGGCUUCCUGAAGCGCUCCAACACGAUAGACCUGGUGGACAUUCUCUCAGUGUGCAAAGAGCUGAGAGGGGACUCUGAGGAACUUGUGAGCCCUGUCCAGCUAUUUGAGUUUCUAUCGGGCAACAAGGGAGAUGGCCCAGCCUCGUCCGUGUCAUCAACACCGUGCAGCUCACAGGUCAAAGCAGCAGUGAGGAGGGUCUUCUACUCCUACCUGAGCUUGCUCAUCAACACCAAGAACGACCUGGCCUUGGCGCUCACGCUAGAUGUCCCCAGCCGCUCGCUGGGCCGCCAGACCUUCACAGAUGUUAAACAUGCAGCACAGAACAGCAGCACGUCCCUCUUUUUGGCGCUGACGUCUUUCGUGAGGGCAAUCCAGCUCGGCGGAAAGGGCUACGCUCCGGCUGAGUCGGACCCGCUGAGGAAACACGUCAAGGGCCUGUCCAGCUUUGUGCAGUUCCUGGACAGCUUGGAGGAGAUCCUGGGGGACACGCCUGACCCAAGUGUGUGUGGGUCCAAGCUGGUGUCGGCCAUCCGUGCGGUGCUGGUCAAGGGAUGCUCCGGCGAGGACGCGGUGAUGGCUGCAGCUGAGGAGACAGCGGCCGAGCUGAAGGACCGGAUCUGCCAGCUGAAUCGGAUCCAGAAAGAGACCUCGCUAGCAGGCGGGACAGGGAUCAGCCCUGCCAGGCCCAAAGCGUACGCUGUCAAUCACGCCACGGCGUAUGGAGGCCGCGACACGGUGAAGCUGCUGAUGGCGCUGCUGGACGAGGAAGCGCUGGCGCCGCCCUGCGCCAACAAAGCCGAGCUGCUGUCCGAAGACCAGCCCGUCCUCAACGGAAGCGAGGGGACAUGUGUCCUCACCUUGUACAGAUCCCCCGAAGUGUCUACUGGAUCUUCACCAGAGCCCCUCAAGAACCGAGUUCACAGCCGCCUGGACCUGCUCAAAUCCAAGGUGGGACCCAGGACCAUCCGAUCCCAGUUCGCCUGUACCUACAGAGACCAAGAACUGCCCCUCAAUCGUGUUCUGCACUUCCCCAGUACCAGCCAGGUCCCGACUUGUGUGCAUCCUGCGCCCAAAACAGUGGCUGUUGAGGUCCUGGUGUCAGAUAAACCCUUGUCCUCAGAGGGUCACAUGGCGACCGGGGUCCUGGCUCCAAGAAGCGAAAAGGCCACGAAGAAGACCCAGGGCAAUAAGAGGAAGCAGGCGGACGUUGAAAAGAUCCGACAUGAGGACGAGCCUCCGCAGAAGACAAAGCAGCGGCCAAGGACGAAGGCAAAGAAGAAGCUGAUCGCAGGACAGGCAACGCUAGGCAGCUUCUUCAGGGUCUGAUCUCAACCUUGUCUUAUUUUCAAAGUCACAACCUUUCAAGCUUUUUUUGUGACACUUCCUGCCAAAACAUUGUCGUCUGCCGUGAUUGCUGGACAAUUCAAAUUUGAAAGUCAAUUUCACACGUGAAUACGUUUGUUUUGAAACAAAGUUUUAUUUUGUUUUACACACUGGGGUGGCUUUCUGGUGGAGGAUUUUAUGUCCCCCAACAGGGUCGAUACACUCGUCCCACCAUGCACCGCAACACUGGGAAAACAAACAAUUUCUUUAAGCAUGUGUCAUGGUAGGUGUCACGGUAGAAAAACGCUCACCCUCGAUGUCCGUGUCCCGGCGGUCCACCUUCAUGUUGUCCACGGCAGCACGGCUCCAGCUGCGCUCCGAUGUAGGAUUUAUGCCCUGAAAGCGUGCUGCUCUUCGCCUGGUGUCCUGCAAAGGCCACACACGUCACUUGUGGAUAGCCUAGAAGAGGGUUGCAAGGGUGUGCCGGAGCCUAUCCUAGCUGACUUGGGGCAGGAGGCGGGGUUCACCCUGGACUGGUGGCCAGCCAGUCGCAGGGCACAUGUAGACAAACCACCUUUCAUACUCUCGUUCAUACCUAUGGACAAUGAACCCCAAAAUUAUAUACUAUUACUAUUACUACUAUUAUACUAUUAUUUUUACUGUACUGUACAGACUGAACCUGAAACUACCAAAAUGGAGCGCAGCGAAGCAUACAAGCAUAUUCAAGAAUCUAACUGAAUGCUGACUGCAACAAAGUCAUACAUGUCGGCAGUUCUGCCCUACUAUUGGAAGUUCGAUAUCACUUUCACGCACCCAAGGGUAGAACAUGCUAACUCCACACACAGAUGCCCAAGCAGAGAUUCCAACCCAGGUUUUCCUGAUCUGACUGUGUGGCCAACAUGCAAGUAAAGUCCAAUAAUAGUACUACUACUUCAUGUGAGUGACACUUACAGCCAAAAGAGCAAAUUUGGACACCCCAUCGUCAUCCUUGACAUCAUCCCACACCACGUUCCUCCUGAAGCCCGCCACGUCAUCCAGAAUCAGCGGACCCACCAGGCCAUCUCUCUCCACGGUGGUGCCAUCCUCCGCUCGUUGACUCUGCGGUGUGGCGGCCAGGUGUCUGCUCAGGCUGGAGAAGAGCAGCAGAGUGAGGAGGACGCAGUGGACAGACAUGAUGGUCAUUUACCUGCUGGCGCUCGCCGCCGUUCUUAUAGUCGGGUAUGAAAAGAACACCAAGGGAUGUGUCCUCUUCAAGGAUGAAGGUCACCACAGAGGUGACAAGCUGAAUGGAUCUAUUUGGGCUCUUUGGACACUUCAAGAAGGGACUGUGAUUCCUUCCAGCGGGGUCAAAGAGGGCACGGACGGGGGACAGAGGUCGGGAAAUUCAUUCUGAUGCUCAAUAUGUGCAGACUGAAUGAGACACAGCAGGGGACAUUGAUGGACAUUGUGGGACACAUGUCAUGAGGGAGGCUUAUUCAAAUCCUACAGUCUCAGUUCUGUUUGAGGUUUCUUCCUCGGAAAGAGUUUUUCCUUACCUGCGUCACCAAAGUGCUUGAUCGUGUGGGGUACUCGCGGUUUUCUUGACACCAAUCAUUGGUGACCCCCAUGUGGGUGCACUGGGUCCACCAAAAGCCCCAAAGCAAGUCUUUUUGUCUUUAAUGAUCUAGUCCCAUGGACUUUGUGGUCUUUUCACACAGAUUGUAAUCGUCAUCAUCAUCAAUCACGCCAUCUUUCUACGUAAGGAGUCCUCAGACUUUUCUUCUUCGUCAAGUGUGUCGCAACGGUGCACCCAAGAACAGCCCCUUGGUUUCCUGGAAACAAAGCGGCCGAUGAGACCCUCCUCCAAGGAAAAUAAGGAUGUGACAUCAUGGUUUCUUAAAGUCUCAGUGAAUUUCCAUUGUGGACUGACACCAGGUCCGUUUUUUUCCCCUUUCAAACUAACUGCUAAUAUUAUAUGUAUGCACGUGCCGAGCCUCUCAAGGUACCAGAUGAAAGCCUGCGGACAACUUUGUGUGCGUCUAUUAAGUCAUAAAUGGCAGGAGUUUCAUCGGAAUGACUUUGCAAAUGUGCGAACGUUCCCCUCCAGUGACGAGGUUGGAGCACCAAGGUUACUGAAAAGACAACUGCGUGCUUAGCAGGAGGACUGGAGGAGUGCUGGCAGAUUGAGUUUCAGGGCUCGCUCCAACAUGAACGCCGCCAGUAGUCAGAUCAAUGGGAGCGGCCUGCCAGGAGCCUCCCAGGUUCUUGAGGUUAUUCAAACAUCAGCAUGUUUGCCGUGUAAUCUCAAAUUGGACGCGCAGAUUAGAGGAGGAUCAAGGAAGAAACCUUGAACUUUUACCACCACACCUAACCUCCCCAGCUAUACCUGUGUGUCCAUUCCAGUUACAACUAUCCACCUCUAUCCCAACUAGGUACAUCUUUCCUACCCAUCUACCAAUUUGUUCAUGCCGACUGGCUAUCCGGUCUACACCUAACUAUCCCAUCCAUGGAACCUGACCUAUCUAUCUGUCUGAGUACCCAUCCCUAGCUAUCUCUCCAUUUCUACGAUUCCAACCCCAUUCUAUUAACCUGACCCAUUUUUGUUCAUGCCACCAAGCGAUCUGUCCAUCCCUGUCUAUGUAUUCAUACCGAUUAGUGGUGUGUGAGUCAUGAACGAGCGGGUCAAAAGAACAAGAACAAGGUCACCGCCCCUAAAAUACCCAUUCAGUCCGUUCAGUUGCAAAUGCUUUUUUUUUUUAUUGGCUGGAGAGUCGGUUCACCGUCGCACCUCACUCUGUGGGUGGGUGGGGUUAGCUGACUGAAACACAGAGGCCGAGAGAUUGACCGACACUCGUCUGCCAUUCAUUCAUGAUCGACAGUUGAGUUGGAACGAACAAACGUGAACAUGAGUGAACGGACUGACUCGACACGGCUGUCCGGGUCUAUGCACAGGGGGAGAUCACAGGCUAACGACCAAGUGACCGAAAUGAACGGAUCUUUGAAUGAACCGGAAUGAUCUGGUUCACUGAAAUGAAUGGUUUUGUCCACCACUAAUACCGAUCCCAUCCUUUGAUCCUGGGCAUUUAUACAUUUGCUCAGUGGCUGUCCAGCCCUACAGUUUUAUACGUACCCCAUUCUUUUGCCCUGACCCAUCUACCCUUCCACUCAUCUAUACAUACCUGUUGAGCCAACUGUAUGGUUCAGCAAGCUCCGGUACCUCUCUAUCCCUACCUAUCCAAUACAACCUGACCUAUCUAUCCCUUUUUCUACACUAAGUGGCUGUCUAUUCCUACCGAUCCAUACCAAUCCAAUUCUUCUUUACUGACCCAUCUGCCCAUCCAUCCAUCCAUAUACAUAACUAUCUAUCUGGCCACCUUUCUAUCCCUACCUGUCCAUUCAAGCCCUGUGUCUUUCUAACCAGACCUAACCUACCGUUUGUCCAUGGUAAAUUGGUUUCUUCCGAACACUAAGGACCCCAUCUUUUAACCCUGAUCUACCCAUCCCUUCCCUCAGUUUCCCUACCUUGUUGUCUUCAUACCUACACUAUCUUCCUACCUAUCAAUCCAGCCCUUCCUUUUAUCUUUCCCUACUUAGAUGUCUUCAUAACCACCCUAUUUCAACCCAUCUUUUUCUUUCCCUUCUCACAUGCCCUUAACCUACUCUAUCUUUCUACCUCUCAACCCGUCUCUUCCCCUUCGUCCAUCCCUGCCUAACAUUGUCCAUCGAGGGAAAUUUGAGUUUGUACCAGUUUGAACCACACCCCAAUCUGUUUGCUUUGGCCCUCGCCGCCACCUCUUGGGAAGUAUCGCUAACUUUAAAGCCCCGCCUCAGGUUACAGACUGUCGUCUGCAGGGCUGCUCAACGACACUGUGUCAAGACGUGUCUCCGUCUAAGGUCACGCUUAUUGUGGACGAAAACACUUGAUCCCUCAAAGCACCACAGGCGGAAAGAAUGCACCACACACACACGUCUGUGAUGUUGACAAGUGGUUUAUUCAGCAGGAAUGGUGAACAAUUUGUCAGUAUUUUUCAUCUUUUUUAUUUAUUUCUACAGAAGGCAACCGAGCACCGUGAAUAACAGCGCCGUCGUCGUUGUGGUCAUUGUCAUCAUGCCCGACUUCAGAGAACUUCUCUCUGAUUUAUCAUUUCCAAUGAGAGGAUGUCCAAAUUCUACUUGUAUACUUUGAAUUAUACUACAAAAAAUCUUUGGCUUGUACUGCGUUUGACUAAAGGUGUUUAAAAUACUUACAACUGACAAUUCAUCCAAAGAUCUGCUAACUAAGGUACAGGAUUUGAUGGGUUAGUGUGUACCUAAAGGGAGACCGUGUCACCUUUAGUGAAGCCAGUGGACGGUUAGCAUAGUCCAGCACAAAGGCUACGACGCGAGCUGUAAGCUCACCAAUGAACACAUUCAACAAACUUUUUUUUAAAUGGCAGGGACAGAGACAGAUUCUAAUCAGCUUUUACUUGUUGCUUAGAGCUGAGCCAAUCCAACCAUUUAGCCACUGGCUAUUGGUUUGGCUAAUGCGCAUUACUGUGUGAAUGAGGGAGGAAUAUUACACCUUUGGCAUUUCACAGAGAGUGUAUGGCAAAAAUGGUGACAAAAGGUAUUUGGGAUUUUUAUAUUUGCCAUCUUCCGCCACGUUCAGCAUUGAAAAAUGGCCAAAUGUUCUGCAGUCUCACUAUACAGUAUUCCAAGUGCGUCUCAAGACAAACAAAUAUAGUGGAACCUUGGUUAGCAUCAUUAUUUCCUUUGUAACUUGAAACAGAUGCCAACCAAAUUAAUUUUUUCCUAUAAAGAAAAAAAGCCAAAAAUGUCAACACAAACCACAGGGUACUUCCGGUUUUGAGUUGUCAGUUUUGUUAGCAAGCUAACAGGAGGUGCUAGAAAUACAUUAAAGAAAAUUACACUCAGUUGGAAUUUAGCCCUUCAUCCUUAUGUGAAGCAUGAACACAUUCUGCAUUUCUUUCCCUUUUCUGUGCAUUCUAACAAGAGAAAACAAGUUAUGUUGCAUUUCAUGGGAGGGAACCUAUUUUGACAAUAAACCCCUAAACCAUAAAAAAACACCAACAGUGUUAUGUUUACAUAACUGACCAGUAUAUUAACCAAGUACAGUAUUUGACAUGAUUUUAAUCCGCUAACACAAAGCUUUAUAGCCGAAAUCGGUGCCUCCCAUGACGUGCAAUGUUAGCUGGCUCAUGCUAACUUGUUUCCACUUGUUAGAACAUACAAAAGAAAAAAAAAGGGGAAAUAUGUGUGUUCAUUUUUCACAUACAGAUUGUGGAUGAUGGGCAAAAUUCCAACUGCAUUUGUGUCACACAGUCUCCUGUUAGCAUAGCUAGCAAAAUCUUAGCUUGCUGACAAAAUGGCAGCCUGGAACAGGAAGUCAGCUGUGUCACCGGUGGUUUCUGUUAACAUUUUUGGCAUUCCGGAACAGAUUCAGUGGGGUUGCGUGAUUUCUUUUUCGAACGCACAGAAAAGGCCAAAAAAUGUGUUCAUGUUUCACUCAGGAUUGAUUUUGUUGAUGAUGGACAAAAUUCCCCCGCCCAAAAUUUUGGUGUGAAUUUUCAACAAAAUCCCGCUAAUCAGAGAGGACGCUAACCGAGGUUCUGCUCCAUUUUCAUUUUCUGUUAAUCUCCAUACCGUUAGCGGGGCGGAAGGGGGGGUUCACAGUUUAAA
Doryrhamphus excisus (bluestripe pipefish) is the source of this 7349-nucleotide messenger RNA. It is a transcript of the gene parpbp, whose product is annotated as PARP1 binding protein. Gene Ontology annotation, biological process: negative regulation of double-strand break repair via homologous recombination. Gene Ontology annotation, cellular component: chromatin. The record is from RefSeq and is a predicted model, not a curated record. Lineage: Eukaryota; Metazoa; Chordata; Actinopteri; Syngnathiformes; Syngnathidae.